Entamoeba invadens IP1 is the source of this 615-nucleotide messenger RNA. RefSeq lists its product as hypothetical. The record is from RefSeq and is a predicted model, not a curated record. Bases 1 to 615 code for a protein of 204 amino acids. Lineage: Eukaryota; Evosea; Mastigamoebida; Endamoebidae. The transcript has a single exon.
AUGGAAGUCAAGACACUGAACACUUGUACUUGCUAUUUGUGCACCAAAUCAAACACUGAUACAAAAAUGAAAGAAGUCAAAGCAACAACACUUUGUCUUUGGAUCUUAAAGUCCUUAAAACAACUCAACCCCGACCAAGAGUUCUUUUCUUUUAGAUUCGACGUUUGCAACUUCGUCGACUUGCAUUCCUGUGUACUAAAAGAACUCACAUCAAAAUCAAGAAAAACGUGGAAAAAGAAUUUGCUUGACGCACUCAAUAGAAGUGAUCGAGUUGAAAACGGAAAAGACAAUUUUUUGGGAAGAGGAUAUUACAGACUCAAAAAGAGUAAUUCGUCGGAAGAAUCUUUGUCUUCAAUAGUGUUACCACAAUCUCCAACGCACAUCAAAGAAGUUGGAAAAGUUGUUGUGAAGGAACAAGAGGAGAAAGAAAUAAUCAAAAAUACGAUGAUUCACAAUUAUGAUGAACUUGUUAUGUCAUGUUACCAGAGUUCAUUACUUGCACAAAGCCUUUGUCAAUCAACAAAAGCGGAUCACUGCACAUUUGGUAUGGCCAAUAUAACUUUGGGGUCAUUUAAUCGGGCGCAUCAUAUGAGAAAUGUUGUAUUUGAUUUGUAA